Molecule: messenger RNA, 1226 nt
Organism: Caenorhabditis elegans
Lineage: Eukaryota; Metazoa; Nematoda; Chromadorea; Rhabditida; Rhabditidae
Product: non-specific serine/threonine protein kinase
Exons: 3
Coding region: 122-1177 (351 amino acids)
Molecular function (GO): ATP binding; protein kinase activity; kinase activity
Source: RefSeq, marked reviewed
AAUAACAAAAAACCAAUACAUAAAAGGAUUGAAUAAAUAAUUAAAUUUAUUUCAAUAUUUCGAAAAGCUACAUUUCUCUAUUAGCUACACAGUUUCAAUCGAUUUCGUGGUCAGAAUCAGUAUGGAAGAAAUUCAAGCGAUCACAGAAGGAAAAAUAAUCGCAAAGCGUUGGAAAAUCGUUGAAAAACUCGGCGAAGGCGGUAUGGGUGCGGUGUUCAAAGUACGAGAUCUGACCCGCUUUCAGACAUACGCCGCAAUGAAAGUCGAGGGAGACGUGAGUGACGGCGGGGUUCUGAAGCUGGAGGCUCACGUGCUCAAAUCACUGGCUCCACUGCCGUUUUGUGCAAGAUUGAUGGAUGCUGGCGAUCGAAAAUCGUAUUGUUUCAUGGUGAUGACUCUUCUUGGCAAGGAUCUGAUGGCUCAUAAACGGGAUGCUAAUACUCCGAGAUUCUGUGAGCAGACGACUCUUCGUCUCGCGAUGGCAACGUUGUUUGCUAUCAAACAGAUUCAUGAAGUGGGAUUCACUCAUCGGGAUAUUAAGCCGGGAAAUUGUGUGACCGGGGUUCAUGGGAGUGACGCCAAAAACGUCUAUCUUAUUGAUUAUGGAAUGGUCCGUCAAUUCACCGCCAAACGAGAGAACGGAGAGACCGCACUCCGCAGAGCUCGAUCCGGCGAGCAACUAUUCCGUGGAACUCCUCGCUAUUGCAGCAUGAACGUUCACAAUCGGAAAGAGCAGGGACGCGUCGAUGAUCUCUGGUCGUGGCUCUACAUGCUCAUCGAGCUUCAUUGUGGGCUCCCGUGGCGCCGACUGACCGAUGAGAAGGAGAUUAUGGACGCGAAGAUUGCAUGCUCCAUGGAAACUUUGUUGAAAGGGUGUCCCAAGGAAUUUGCGAAUAUUCACAAGUACCUGGAGACACUGGAAUACAAGAGCCGCCCGGAUUAUUUCGGCCUGUGGAGCGAGUGCUUUGCCGGUUUCAAGAGAGUCCGUGGAUCGUUCUUUGGCCGAUUCGAGUGGGAGCUUGGGAAGGGCGGUGGUGAGGAGAUGUUCACGGCUCUGUCGAUCAGUGAGAAGAGAGCUCCUAACGAUUAUAAGGUGGCGACGAAGAUGCAAAUGGCGAAGAAGAUCUGGCCGUAUGCGGAUUCUGCUCAUUUUAAGAAGAAGAUCCUCAAUCUUUGAACUAUUUCUGAACUGAUUGACCCCUGAAACUAUGAAUUUGUGAAAAAAA